This is a messenger RNA of Lactuca virosa, 924 nucleotides long. NCBI's taxonomy places the organism in Eukaryota, Viridiplantae, Streptophyta, Magnoliopsida, Asterales, Asteraceae. The record is from the annotation of a GenBank genome assembly.
UUUUUCUUCUUCAGUCGCAAAUUUUACUCAUAAAUAUAUUUCAGCAGUAUUCGCUAAUUCAGAUCUAUCAAGACUUUGAUUCCGACUUUCCGAGCAACAGCAACAUUAAUUCCAACCAGAAGUACCGAAAGCCAAGAAAUGUCAUUGUGCAUGUCGACAUUAAAUGGUGCUCCAUUGAUAUCAACAAGCCAAAGUCUCAUUACAUCAUCUUCUAUAGUUAAUUCAACUUCUCAUGCAGCAAUCUCAAAAAGCAAGUAUCUUGCCUCAUGCAACGUUCAUGGCUUCCAUAGUAGAAACUUGCAGUAUCACCCCAUGUUUACGUUUGCACGACGAAACUUUGUUGUAUGCAGCAAUAUUACUCCACCUCCCGGAGUUCCUCUUCCUUCAGGACCACCUUCGGAUUCUUUGAAUGGUUGGGUGCUGUGUAUCGUGUUGACAUUUGUAUUACCCUUUAUCACGCGUAAAUGGGGGCCAUUGAUUGCACUAAAAAAUAGAGUGGACACAGCGGUAGACAUGGCGGAGCAUAUAGCGGAAGUUAUGGAAGAUGUGGCUGGAAAAGUUGAUAAGGUGAUCGAUAACAUUACUGAUGAUCUUCCUGAAGAUAGCAAACUUAGAAAAAAGUUGGAAGCCGUUGAUGAGCUGAUUGAAGGAGUAGCAAAGAGUGCUCAUAUCGCCAAUGAUAUCAUCGACAAGGUGGAAGAAGCUGAAGAUAAACUCGAGUCCUUGCUUCUUUCCCAAGCAAACGAGGAAACGGUUUCCAUACAAGUUGUGAAAAAGGAGGAAGUUUCUACCCAUAAAGAUUGAAUAGUUAUUAAUAUUCGAGAAAAAGAUAACGAUGGUCAACGUAUUAAAGUUUGACCUAUGAUUAGGAGAAGCAUUUAAAAUCAAUUUGUUCAUUUAUUUGUAAUAUAUAUUCUUACCGUU